Messenger RNA from Mytilus californianus (California mussel), 867 nucleotides. RefSeq lists its product as uncharacterized. NCBI's taxonomy places the organism in Eukaryota, Metazoa, Mollusca, Bivalvia, Mytilida, Mytilidae. The record is from RefSeq and is a predicted model, not a curated record. The annotation marks the transcript as partial. The transcript is spliced from 6 exons. Gene Ontology annotation, molecular function: zinc ion binding.
GCAUAUGAUAAAAAUCAGAAUUCUAAAAAUACUGUUAUCCAUGCUCCAGAGCCAUUGGAGGUGGAAUGGCCUGUUUCAGGGUUUAAACAGUUGAAGAAGGAGCACAAGCUCAUCAUGCCGAAAUUAUCAAGAGAGCAAAUAGAGGCUUAUUUCUUGUAUAGGAUGGCAGAGGACAAUGUGUAUAGUGGUGAACUGCAAUCUAUGACAAAGGGUCAACUGAUGUUUGAAAGCCAUAGCGUUUUAGCGUGUUCUAUUUUAAAAAAUGAUAAUGGGAUAUUUCUUAGUGGUGUGGUAGGAGCAGCUAUGAAGAAAAAGGUAACUUACAACUACAAGUUGAAACUUGAAAAGAGCUCCGGUGAUCCACUGAACUCACAUUGUGAAUGUCCAGCUGGAAAGGGACCACAUGGAUCCUGCAAGCAUGUGGCAGCAGUGCUAAUAAUGAUAAGUGAGUUCAUAGCAACUGGAAAUGUAAAUACAGGAAGGUCGUGUACUGAAACUUUGAUGAUGUUUACCAAGCCAAAAUCAUCAUAUAGUGGGUCUCCAGUGAAAGCAGAAAAGUUGCCAACUAAGAGAAAGCUGGCACCAGUUUAUCUUGCAGAUCCUAGACCAAUUAAAUACAGAAACUGCCCAGGUUACAAUGACCACAUCAAAAACACUGUAACAAACUUCUGCAGUGUAUCAUCAAUGGACUUAUCAAUUCGAUACUUGUAUGAAAAAGCUUAUAUUCAGGCAGCAGCCAAAGAUCAUGAUUAUUGUCCCAUGCCUUUUACUGAGCAUUGGGUUGAUAGAGCAAAUAAGGAUCAUGAUUUAGAAUCAAUCAAUCAGAAUGAUAUUAUGUUUUCAUAUAGGUUACACAAUCAGAUGUAG